This is a messenger RNA of Scheffersomyces stipitis CBS 6054, 1652 nucleotides long. It is a transcript of the gene MRS4, whose product is annotated as Fe(2+) transporter. Gene Ontology annotation, molecular function: ferrous iron transmembrane transporter activity. Gene Ontology annotation, cellular component: mitochondrial membrane. The record is from RefSeq and is a predicted model, not a curated record. Bases 181 to 1152 code for a protein of 323 amino acids. NCBI's taxonomy places the organism in Eukaryota, Fungi, Ascomycota, Pichiomycetes, Serinales, Debaryomycetaceae. The transcript has a single exon. Gene Ontology annotation, biological process: iron import into the mitochondrion.
CCCGUUGCUACUGUUUCCUUGACGAAUUCCGAAUUCGGGCCAUCCAACCUGCAAAACUAUAGAAGUCCGUCUUUUUCAAUCUCAUCCACUCCAGAAUUCAAAACGAAUUCAACAAUUCAAGAAAGCAUUCUGAAACAAGAAUCCCAAAAGAGCUAUUAUAAAUUAUCAUUUCCAGUAGCAAUGGAACACCAAAUCCAAUUCCUCCAGAAGGAAGCCAUCGAAAUAGACUAUGAAGCCUUGCCAGAAGACGCUUCGCUCGCUGCCCAUCUUGGGGCAGGUGCGUUGGCAGGAAUCAUGGAACACACAGUCAUGUUCCCCAUCGAUUCAUUGAAGACCAGAAUGCAAAUCGCCACUCUGAAACAGGAGUUAUCUAGAGGUGUUGUAGCGGCUAUCUCAAAGAUUUCGUCAUCUGAAGGUGCGUAUGCCUUAUGGAGAGGUGUCUCCUCGGUCGUUUUGGGCGCUGGUCCAGCACAUGCUGUAUAUUUCUCAGUGUUUGAAGCUUCGAAGACGAUGUUGGUGCAGAGAUUGACCAAUUCUCCUCACUCCACCAAAAUAGUUACUGACGAAAACCACCCGUUGAUUGCAUCUGCUGCUGGGAUUGCUGCAACUACAGCUUCCGAUGCCUUGAUGACUCCGUUCGAUGUUUUGAAACAGAGAAUGCAGGCCAGCCCAGCUUUGAGCGGAGGAGGUCAAUCAACUUCCGUCAAGUUAUUCCAUACAGCUGCCCAGAUAUACCGUACAGAAGGGCUCUCAGCAUUCUACAUCUCGUACCCUACGACGCUUUUCACAAACAUACCUUUUGCCGCAUUGAACUUUGGCUUCUAUGAAUAUUGUUCCUCGGUGUUGAACCCGUCACAUUCCUACAACCCAUACUUGCAUUGUGUCAGUGGAGGCAUUGCCGGUGGUGUGGCUGCCGCCUUGACCAACCCGUUGGACUGUAUCAAGACGGCCUUACAAACUAGAGGGAUUUCUCAAAGCGAGACAUUGAGAAAUAUCAACGGUUUCAAAUCAGCUGCCACAGCCUUAUAUAAACACGCGGGUAUAUCGUCGUUCACAAAGGGUUUGAAGCCGAGAAUUAUCUUCAACGUCCCCAGUACUGCUAUCUCCUGGACCGCGUAUGAGAUGGCCAAGGAAGUAUUGUUGAGAAAGUGAACUCUCUAACUGCUGACGAUUUACGAAAAAGGAUGCUACCUCUACACCUCUCAUUUACAUUUAGCUGUGUAUUACUUGUACAUAUGUUUGCUUGAAUCGAAUCGUUCGGGCUGCUUUAGAGCUGUCUAUCAUCGUUGUAGUCGUGUAGUCGUUAAUUCGUAAAAUUAUAUGAGAUUGCAUGAGAUAUGAAAAGUAUACUUUUCCAUGAGCACAGAUCGAAUUCAUAUUAAUUCACAAUUCGCAAUCCAUUUUCUUGCUUCUAUUCAUGUCUGUAUUGCCCGGAUUAGGGCGUUCGCACGAGCAAUAUGGGCAAUCUCUCUUGGCUGGCGUGAAAGUCUUUGGGCUACAAACAGAAAUAUCACACAAGAUCCCAAGAAGCCUAAGAGAUUGAAAAAUGCUUUUCUUGAGUACAAACGUUCUUCUUCCUCUGUUCGAAACAGAGCAAAGAUACGUCUGAUGCUGGCUACAAUCAUCUUGUAUAUCCUCAUGAGCCCGUCAAG